ACGUCCUGAGCGACUACCAGGAGAAGAUAUACAAGCUCUCCGUGGAGAUCGCCGGCAUCAAGGGCCACGUAGACCAGGUAACGCCCCAGCACCAGCACCAGCAGCAGCCCGCGGACGGCCAGUGGCUUUAGACCCCCCAAACGUUUAAACCGCCCGCCGACUCCAUGGCCACCGCGCCGAGCCUCGGCGUCAACGCGACGACGUGGAUUCGCGGCGCCGACGCGCGCGUCACCGGCUCCGCGUCGCCGCAUAAGGCGCCCAUCUCCCCUUCGUCGUCAUCGUCUCGCAUGACCGCGGAGAGCUGCGUCAACGUCCUCUUCGACGACGACGCGGAGGAUCGCCGCGAGGUGAUGGCCGCCGCGGGAGUCGAGGAGUUGAUCGAUCGAUUGCCCGACGCGCUGUUCGGAUUCGACGACGACGCCGAGGAGCUCACCCCGUUCAAGGCUGUGUACGGCAGCGCGCCGGAUAGAUCACCGCCGGACUUUGGCGGUCGCGGGGCCUUGAUCGGGGGUGCCCGCAGGCAGAGCGUGAACCUCGUCGACCCUGGCAAAUACACGCCCCCCAAUCGGCUCAACGGCGGAGUCCCGCCCCGGUCACCCCCCCGCAGGAACCGACGCGACUCCAACAGGCACCAAAACCCGAAGAAGAACGUCAACCCCGCGCCGGGUUUCAACGGCGCCGGGUUCCGCAGCGUCCGCGAGAUUUACUCGUCCAAGGUUCACGACUACCUCUGCGCAAAGGCGAUCGAGGGGAGCCCUUGGGUGACCUUGGUGAAGCUCGCGAUCGACCUCGAGAAGCCCCUGACGGUGCCGGAGAACUACGCCAAGUUCUUCAAAUCGCUCCCGGAGAUGUUCGAGCUGUCGAUGGAUGGCAAGUACGUCGCGGCCAAGCUCCCGGGUGAGGACCACGCGGCUAUUCCCCCUCCCCCGGGUUCCUCGAUAUCCUCCGGGCAGUCCUCGCCGGCGGAGCUGUCGUCGUCACCCGCGAGCGACGAGUUCACCCUGGUCACCUCGCGCAAGGGACGAAGAACGCGGAACGAUGCGCAGCCUCAGGCGCGGUCGCUCAGCCCCGGGUCCACCGGGAGCGCGGGGAGCAGCGGCGGCGGAUCGGCGUCGUCGAAACCGUGCCAGUUUUUGUCAAAGCCGGGGGGAUGCCGCAUGGGAGACGCCUGCAGGUUCUCGCACGACCUCGGGGACUCGUCGGGGAAGCCGCCGAGGCCGGGGACGUUCGGUGCGGCUCCGGCGUGAGCCAUAAUACGACCCCGCGGGGCGAACGGUAGCAGCACCUCUGCUGGUUUCGUCUGCGGGAAGGUUAAACUUUCUUUUCCAUACGUAGCGCGUGUACAUACGUAACAUCGAGUCGAUCAAGUCAUCGUAGGCGUUGGUGUUAAUGAAUGAAUCGUCAUUU
This is a messenger RNA of Micromonas commoda, 1407 nucleotides long. RefSeq lists its product as hypothetical. The record is from RefSeq and is a predicted model, not a curated record. The coding region runs from base 288 to 1247 and encodes 319 amino acids. Gene Ontology annotation, molecular function: metal ion binding. The transcript has a single exon. Lineage: Eukaryota; Viridiplantae; Chlorophyta; Mamiellophyceae; Mamiellales; Mamiellaceae.